UAAGUACAUAGUAAGAAGCUGCUGCAUAAGGUGAUUUUUUAAAUCUAGAGACUUGACUUUUAUGCAUAAAAAAUAGAACAAAUUAAUGGUGUUGUGAAUGAAAUUUUUGCAUAAGUAGUUAAUUGUAAAUAAUGAAAACAGCACAAGAUUAAUUUUUAAAAUUCCUUAAGUAAUUACAAAUUGAAUAGAACAAAGAGAAAUAAUUAUAUAAACACAAAUAAAAAACUAAGUAAACUAAAAAUUAACGCAGCAUUAAUUUUUUUGCCUCGUGCACUCUCAUUGUGAUACAUAGCGCUAAAUCGCUACAAAAUGACCAGCAAUCAAGAGGUAGUUGUCGCCUCACCCGUCACACCACAUCCACCGCCUAAGGAUCGCAAGCUAUGGCGUGAUCUUACCGCCUAUUGGAUAUUGGGUCUCUGCAACAACUAUGGCUAUGUGGUGAUGUUGAGUGCAGCACACGAUAUUAUUGCGCAAUUUCAAGAUUCAGAGGUCGAUGAUAAUACCACAGAGAAUACGGACGAUGAUACACGUAAAUGUCAUCUGGUGUCGACUGGUGCGAUUUUGCUGGCUGACAUCUUGCCGUCGUUGUGUGUGAAAAUUGUGAUACCGUUCCUGCCAUUUUGGGUGAACUUCAAAAUUCUGCUCGCUGUUCUGCUAUCAGCUUCAGGUUUUUUGCUAGUUGGCUUUGCCACAGCCGAGUGGAUGGCAUUGCUGGGCGUGGUCAUUACUUCGGCGAGUAGUGGAAUAGGCGAACCGACUUUCCUGUCUUAUUCGUCGCACUUCCAUAAAAACGUCGUUUCCACUUGGUCAUCUGGUACUGGUGGCGCCGGUGUAAUUGGUUCACUCUCCUAUGCCUCUCUUCGAGCGCUUGGUGUUAGUCCACGUGAUACUAUGCUCAUUAUGUUGUUCUUCCCAGCAUUAGAAGCAUUCUCUUUUUGGAUUAUACUACGAAAGCCCGUAAUAAUGCCACUCCACACAUCGGCGCUGGAAUCUACAGAGGAAUUGGUGAUUGACGAAAAACCAUUGCGUGGAUUCAAAGAGAAAUUGGUUUACAUCAAGACACUGUUUCCUUACAUGUUGCCGCUGGCGUUGGUCUACUUCUUUGAGUAUUUCAUUAAUCAGGGAUUGUUCGAGCUUGUCUACUUCGAGAACAGCACAUUGUCGCAGGCUGCACAAUAUCGUUGGUUCAAUGUCGAUUACCAAAUUGGCGUCUUCAUCUCCCGUUCUUCAGUAAAUUUGUACAAAAUCAAGAAAAUCUGGCUGAUGGCUGUCUUUCAGUUUGUCAACGUUGCUUACUUCCUUACCGAGGCUAUAUACUUCUAUACACCAACCAUUUGGAUCACACUGGUCGUUGUGCUGUGGGAGGGCUUACUGGGCGGUGGCGCUUAUGUAAACACCUUCUAUCGCAUGUCCAAAGAGAUUACGCCAGGUCGUAGACGGUUCGCUAUGGCUAUGGUCACACAAUCGGAUGUAGGUAUCGCGUUGGCUGGCUUCUUGGCCAUUCCAUUGCAUAAUGAUUGUUCACUACCGCCGGCAUAUCGGAAAGUUGUAUGGUGACACAAGUAGUGGAGAUAAGGGAGGGUAAUUUUUCAAGUGUAGUUUAAGUUAGUAGGUAGUAAGUUAGCGUAAAAUUCGAGGAGAUCGUAGGGCCAAGUCCAAUUGUAAACAUGUAUUCAAGGGUUGAACUUGACAGCUCGGCGGUUUUAUAUGAAGCCUUUUAAAGAUAAAUUAGUUUGUAAGAUAAUUAUUGUUUUAUUUAAGAACUAUUAAAACUCUAGGUAUACAUAGCUGUUACUUACGUAAAUAAGUACAAAAACUCAAAGCAACUGUAUAUUUACCUUUUCUGUAAAAGAAAAGGCGCAACUAAUUCAGGGACUUAUUGCGAUAGCACAGGUAAAUUGAUAUUUUUAAUAGAUGAUAAUGUAAAGAUUGACUUGGAAGAGCUUACGCUAAGAAACAAGUUGUAAACCUCACGUAAGAUUGUUAAAAUUGUUACUUAUACAUAAGACUAGAGUUACCCGGCCACGCAUUGCUGUGGCUCAGUCAAAUAAAAUGGAAAUAUCAAACUCAGAGAA
Molecule: messenger RNA, 2075 nt
Organism: Rhagoletis zephyria (snowberry fruit fly)
Lineage: Eukaryota; Metazoa; Arthropoda; Insecta; Diptera; Tephritidae
Product: battenin-like
Biological process (GO): regulation of intracellular pH; lysosome organization
Cellular component (GO): membrane; lysosome
Source: RefSeq, a predicted model, not a curated record